AUGUGGUACCGUCCAAGGCUUCUCUUGUGGUUCCAAGCCGUAGCCCUCAGUCUCGCCGGUUCCCUCCGGAGGCAGUCUGUGGACCAGCAGGAUCAAGUGUUCCUGGAUGGGUCUGCUGCGCACAAAUUCCUGAGCCGUAAACUCCUUUAUAACCACUGGGAUUUAGAAUUGAUUACCCCAGAUAACCUGGAACGUGAAUGCAUAGAGGAAGUCUGCAACUACGAGGAGGCCCGUGAGGUCUUUGAGAACGACUUCAAAACAAAAGAAUUCUGGGAGACUUACCAACACAAUGGAAGAGGAGGAGCAAGACAGCCGGGCGUGGAUGUGGCUGGCUUGGUGGCAGGCCUCAUAGCAGCAGUGGUAGCCACAGUCAUGUUUGUGAUUGUGGCUAUGUAUUGUCUCAAAUACCGAGUUAAGCAGAGGACCCUAUCCAGGACUCGGGAGAACCUCUACCCUGAGGUACCCCUAGCCUGUUUUAGUGAGGAGCCAGAGACUGCACCCAGACUUCCAUCUUACGAGCAAGCAAUGGCAUCUGCAGGUGUGCACGACGCACCUCCCCCACCUUACAACAGGAGUAGCACCAACACAGCCCCACCAACUUGA
Molecule: messenger RNA, 603 nt
Organism: Euleptes europaea (tarantolino)
Lineage: Eukaryota; Metazoa; Chordata; Lepidosauria; Squamata; Sphaerodactylidae
Gene: PRRG2
Product: proline rich and Gla domain 2
Exons: 6
Coding region: 1-603 (200 amino acids)
Cellular component (GO): extracellular region
Molecular function (GO): calcium ion binding
Source: RefSeq, a predicted model, not a curated record